This is a messenger RNA of Coccidioides posadasii C735 delta SOWgp, 1623 nucleotides long. The record is from RefSeq and is a predicted model, not a curated record. NCBI's taxonomy places the organism in Eukaryota, Fungi, Ascomycota, Eurotiomycetes, Onygenales, Onygenaceae.
AUGGUUGCGAGACGUCCCCAACAUUCCCCUCAUACCCCUCGAACGCCUCGAGAGGGUCGCUAUUAUCGUCGGGACGAACUGUCGCCACCUGCCCCACGACAUGGACAUCGCAAUCCACCCGAUAGAUGGGUUCCACAAUACCGCCGUACCAACUCCCACGUCAUUUAUAGGAAGUCAACGGGCCCUAGAUCACCGCCAAAAUGGAGGCGAAGACCUGAUUACUGGCGGCCCAACAACGAACUUUAUAGCCCCCCCUCAGUUGAUCUUGAACCAACGUUCUCCUCGUUGUCAAUUGACGAUCGUUGGAGAGGAGAAGAUGUUCAUCAUAGCCCACAGAAGAUAUCGACGGAACUAUCUCCUGACGCAAGGGAAAAGGCCUUUGCCGAGAUUAUAAACGGGGCGUUUGAUUCGGAAAGUUUGUACUUGGGCAAGAGUGCACCUCCGAGGCUUGCAGGUCCUUCCGAAACUGAAAGUUCCGGUAUUGGAAAGACGGGUCCUAUUUAUCGGCCAUGUGAAGAGAAGAUCGAGUCCUUGCCGCGUGAACCAUCGCCUGGGCGUCCGAAUCAUCCAUAUUCAUCAUGCGAAAAGCCACUUCAAUCACCUUCGAUUGACUCGUCGGCAUCGACAAUAGACGGAACGGUACACCAGCCUGAAGAGAUGAAACGGUUGAUGAGGAUGAUCAGGCUUAAUCCUAAUCGCUCGAAAGAGCUUGCUGACCUCGUGUAUGACUUCCUCUACAGGCGCACGAAAGUUUCCCAGGAAGCCAAUUUUGAAAAGUGUAAUGGUCUCCAGGCUAAACUCCAGCAGCUUAGGGGGUCUUCACCAAUUCUUCCGCAAGUAGCCACACUCUCCGGUGGUGGUGACAGCCCACCCCGCCGUCCCGGUGGCAUGUUUCGGGGACAUAUGAUAGAUAAACCGGAUCCUGAUAUACACAGCGGUUUGUCGGCACAUGCAUCCGAAGCUACAACCAGAGAUACCAGUGCUGCCGUGGAAGAUGUUGAAUUGAUCCCACCAACACCACUUCCAGGACCGCAUGACUUCGCGCCCAGACAUUCUGUUGCCUCGAACCCGACAUCCGGGGUGUCGGAUCAUCCUUCCAACUCAACAAUAUCUUACACAAGAAGGGAUGGUAGCCCUCUGCCCGAACCACUAUGCCCUGGAGCGGGUCCUUGCUGCGAUCACUGGAUUGCUACUUAUUAUAAUACCCUUGCCGCACUCUCGCCAAGCUCGCUAUCUCCUGAAGAUUGGCGAGCGGUCCGAUCCGCUUUGGCUUCAUCCCCAGAAUCACCACCGCCAUUUGACUUGAACGAAAUCAAGGUUUGCUCCAGUAGCAGUGGCUCUCAAGGCAGCGGAGAGGUUGCUGCGUGCUCAGGGUAUGAGAAUACGACAUAUUCACACCAAGAUGGUCUUCCUUUUCGACCCAAGACUGCCAUGGGAGUAAAUAAUGGGGACCAACAAGACCCUAGUCUUCGCAUAGAAUCUCUCAAUGCUGAAGUACUUAAGCGGCCAUCGAAGCGAGGCCUCUCUCGACACAAGGCCAUACCGCGGUGUCCUCGUACCCCAGUUUCAUCCCCGUGUGAAAUAUGUGGCCAACAUCACAAAGCAGGGUCAAAUGGUAAUUAA